Molecule: messenger RNA, 1119 nt
Organism: Orussus abietinus
Lineage: Eukaryota; Metazoa; Arthropoda; Insecta; Hymenoptera; Orussidae
Product: pancreatic triacylglycerol lipase-like
Exons: 4
Coding region: 1-1119 (372 amino acids)
Biological process (GO): lipid metabolic process
Molecular function (GO): lipase activity
Source: RefSeq, a predicted model, not a curated record
AUGAAGGUCCUCGUACUGGCUGGUUUCCUGCUUUUUAUUGUUGCCCUCGCUCAUCCCGCGGCGAUCGACUCCGCCAAGGGAAACGAAGAGGACAAGAUCGAAAACGACAUUGAAGGAUUCGACGACGACUUCUACGACGACUUCGACGACGAAGUCGAGAUAUCCGUCGGGUCCAACACUGAUGGACUGUGGUUCCUGGACGACGAUGGAAACCCAGUGGAAGCCAGCCUCGACGACGACCACGAAGACGAGACUCCGGACCAGACCGAACGAGACCUGGCCACCAGGGUGAUCUUCUACAUGUACGCAAAAGGAAACACCAGAGAUCCCCACAAACUCUACAUCGGAGAUAAAGAGGCCCUGAGGAAGAGCAACUUCGAUCCGAGCAAGCCAACCCGGUUCAUCACCCACGGAUGGAUGAACUCCAGGAGAAGCGAGGCGUGUACUCUAGUCCGUGACGCCUACCUGACGAACGGGCACUACAACGUGAUCGUGGUGGACUGGAGCAGAAUUACGAUCAGGCCCUACGUCUUCGCCAGCAGGCGAGUCAAGAUGGUCGGCAUCUUCGUCUCGAAGAUGAUCGACUUCCUCGAGAGAAACGGAAUGGAUCCGUCCACGACCACCCUGGUUGGGCAUUCGCUAGGAGCCCACGUAAUGGGUCUGGCUGGACACUACGCCAAGAGCAGAGUCGACUACGUAGUCGGUUUGGACCCAGCCCUUCCUCUCUUCACCUUCGCUGGUCCAGGGUCUCGGAUAUCCAAGGGAGACGCGAGAUUCGUGGAGAUCAUCCACACCAAUGCUGGACUCCUGGGGUACCUGUCUCCCAUCGGAGACGUGGACUUCUACCCCAACGGAGGGUCCAAACAACGAGGAUGCAUCAUCGACAUCGGCGGUUCCUGUUCCCACUCGAGGUCCUACUGGUUCUUCGCGGAAUCCAUCAACUCCCACACGGGAUUCUACGGCAGGGAGUGCAAGAGCUACGUGAGGUUCAAGUUGGGUCUUUGCAACCGGAAGGGCUUGGGUCUGAUGGGUGGCCAUCGUUGGUUACACUCCCUGAAGUCCGCCGGGACGUACUUCUUGAACACCAGGAUCAAAUUCCCCUACGCCGUGGGAAAAUGA